Molecule: messenger RNA, 2895 nt
Organism: Brettanomyces bruxellensis
Lineage: Eukaryota; Fungi; Ascomycota; Pichiomycetes; Pichiales; Pichiaceae
Exons: 1
Coding region: 1-2895 (964 amino acids)
Biological process (GO): regulation of protein catabolic process; proteasome-mediated ubiquitin-dependent protein catabolic process
Cellular component (GO): proteasome regulatory particle, base subcomplex; proteasome storage granule; proteasome complex
Molecular function (GO): enzyme regulator activity
Source: RefSeq, a predicted model, not a curated record
AUGAGCACGAUUACAACGGCGGCACCGUAUCUCUCUUUGCUGGGGGAGUCGGAUCCACAGCUUAAAGUAUAUGCUUUGGAGUCAUUGAAUUCGGUGGCGGAUGAAUUAUGGGCUGAAAUUGCAAACAAUAUUUCAGAUAUCGAGGAACUUUAUGAAGAUCAUACGUUUGGAAAGCGUGAGCUGGCUGCUUUGCUAGCUUCCAAAGUUUAUUAUAAUUUGGGAGACUACCAGGCAGCUGUCAAGUAUGCAUUACUUGCAGAUUCGGAAUUAGAUCUUGACAAGAAGACCGAAUACGUUCAGACAAUCGUCUCACAAUGUUUAGAACAGUACAUUCAACAAUCACAAAAGCACUUUGUUGAUGAGAGUGUUGAAAUUGAUUCACAUCUCGUUUCGAUUUUUGAAAGGAUGGUUAAGAAAUGUGUCGACGACGCUGAUAAUAAAUUGGCAUUGGGAAUUUCAUUGGAAGCUUACCGUUUGGAUGUCAUUCAAAGGAUCUUAGAAAAUGUCAAGACAGCCAACCAGGAGACCGCAAGGGGACUUGUGGCUUAUGUUCUUAAUGCAGCAACAGCCACAACAGCAUCUAAUAUUGAGUUGAAGACUGAAUGCUUGCACAACCUAGCGGAAUUUCUUCUAUCGCUUAAAAGUCCGGAUUAUUUUCUUUUAACCAAGAUUGUCGUUCAGUUGAACGACUCGGAACUUGUGAUCCGGGUGUUUAAGGAUUUGCUUUCAACACCAUCGAAUGUUCCUAUCGCUUAUCAAAUUGCCUUUGACCUCGUUGGUGCUGCAUCGCAGCAAUUACUCGCAAAUGUCACAACUGCGUUUGAGGAACAGACAAAGACUAGUGAUCCCGAUAAAGCCGUUUCGAUGCUGCUCAGAAUUCUUUCAGGUGUUCCUACGUGUGACCUGGAUUUGACAUUUUUGUCUGACAAUAAUGCGUCUGAUAUAGACAUAAUGAAUGCAACAAGAAAGGCUAUGGAUGGACGCAGCUCUCUAUAUCAUUCGGCUGUGUCGCUCACGAAUGCACUGAUGCACUCUGGAACGACGGACGAUUCCUUCUUUCGCUCGAAUUUGGAGUGGCUGGGACGUUCUUCGGCCUGGUCAAAAUUUACAGCCACUGCAGCUUUUGGUGUUAUUCAUAAAGGAAGUUUAAAUCAGGGUAGAGGCGUUUUGGAGCCAUAUCUUCCUGGUAGUACUUCUUCGGCGUACGCUAAUGGUGGCGCACUUUAUGCUCUUGGCUUAGUCUAUGCCGGUCACGGAAAGGAUGUGCUCAAAUAUCUUCGCAAGCAGAUUGUGGACAACGCCGAUGGCACCGACAAUAAGGACACAGAUGUAAUUCUUCAUGGUGCUUGCCUUGGUGCAGGUUUAGCUGCCAUGGGUUUGGCAGAUUCAGAAGUUUAUGAGGAGUUGAAAACUACUCUUUACUCAGAUUCGGCAAUAUCCGGAGAAGCUGCCGCAUUUGCGAUGGGUUUGGUGAUGCUUGGGUCAGGAAACAUGACUGCUGUCCACGACAUGUUUACCUAUGCCAAGGAAACACAACACGAAACGAUUGUUCGUGGAUUAGAUAUAGGCAUAGCCCUCAUUUGCUUGGGAAAAGAGGAUGCUGCUGAGCCUAUCAUCAGCAAGCUUUUGGCUCACCAGGAUGCAAACUUGAGAUACGGUGGCUGCUUUGUGUUGGCUUUGGCGUACUGUGGAACAUCGAAUAAGGAUGCGAUUAGACGCCUUUUGCAUGUUGGAGUGUCCGACUCUUCUGAUAAUGUCAGAAGAGUGGCAAUCAUGGCAUUGGGCUUUGUUCUUUUGUCUAACUACAAGAGUGUUCCAACUAUUGUUGAGCUUCUAGCGCAAUCACACAAUGCCCAUGUCCGUUAUGGUGCUGCCAUGGCUCUUGGAAUUUCUAGUGCCGGUCGUGCUUUGCAGGACGCAGUUAAAGUCCUUGAUCCAUUGUCCAAGGAUCCUGUCGAUUUCGUUCGUGAAGGAGCCACUAUCGCGAAGGCCAUGAUAUUGAUCCAGCAGACAGAUAAGACAUAUCCACAUAUGAAGCAAUUCCGUGAGGAGCUUGCAUCUACUGUCGGAAACAAGCAUGAGGAGUCGUUGGCACGUUUUGGAGCAUCACUGGCACAAGGAAUACUUGAUGCAGGUGGAAGAAAUGUUACUAUUCAGUUAGAGAAUGCGCAAACUAACACUUUGAAUACAAAGGCAAUUGUUGGCUUGACAAUGUUUGUUCAAUUCUGGUAUUGGUUCCCAUUGGCACAUUUCUUAUCUCUUUCCUUUUCUCCUACUGCUAUAAUAGGUGUGACAGACAAAUUGAAGGUUCCAAAGUUUAAGAUAGAGUGCCACUCGCAAAAAGACUUAUUUGGUUAUCCACCAAAGGCCGCUUCUGAAGUAAAGCAACAAACAGAAAAGCUCACAACUGCUGUUCUAUCCACUACGGCCAGGGCUAAGGCAAGGGCUGCAUUGAAGGCUAAAGAUACUAAGGAUCAAGACAAGAUGGAUGUUGAUAAGCCGGAGAAGGAUAUAGACAGUGAGGUUGAUAACGAAGAUGCGGCUUCUGUGGAAGGCAAAAAAGGGCAUGAGUUCACAGUGCCGAACGUCGAAUUACAAAACUCGAAUUUGCGCACACUUUACCAAGAGAAACCAUAUUUGAUAGAAAAUCUGUCUAGAGUUGUUCCUGCUCAGCUCAAGUAUAUAACCUUCUCGAAGGAGGAAAGAUUCACACCAGUAAGGAAAUUUCGUGGAAUCAGUGGAAUUGUCGUUUUGAAGGAUUCGCAACCAAGCCAGCGGUUUGAAAAGAUCAAGACAAUUCGUGAGAGAGCAAAUACUGAGGCUCCAUUACCAGAUCCUUUCACUGUGGAUCCAGCUGUGGACAAGACUUUGUUUGAAAUUCCAGAUGGGGAUUGA